Thelazia callipaeda (thelaziosis nematode) is the source of this 987-nucleotide messenger RNA. NCBI's taxonomy places the organism in Eukaryota, Metazoa, Nematoda, Chromadorea, Rhabditida, Thelaziidae. The record is from the annotation of a GenBank genome assembly.
AUGUUAAGUGGGAAUGAUUCAUUCCAUGGGACUAUCACAGCAAAAAUUUCUUUUGAUGAUGAUAAAGCAGUGGAAUCUUUGGUGAAAGCAAUGCAUUCGAAAAAAGAUGCUGAUGAACGUCAAGUACUUCAGAUACUGACGCAAAUUAACAACACACAACGUCAAAUGAUUAAGACACCAUACAAAAUCAAAUGUAAUCGAGACUUGGUAGUUGAUCUUGCUAAUAUUUUCGCUGGUGAUUACAAAGAUGUCAUUUUGGCACUGAUGGAAACACCGACAAAAUACGAUACUUUGUUACUUAAGAAAGCUUUUGAUGAAAGUGGAACUAAUGAAACAGUCUUAAUUGAAGUUCUCUGCACAAGAACUGAUGCACAAUUAGUAGCAAUCAAAAAUGAAUACUUUAUCUUGUUCGAGACUACUUUAAUCGCUGAUCUAAAUGCUAACACAACAGGUGACCUGAAAGAUAUUUUGACCUCUGUUGCUCAAAGACCUAUACUGAUCAAUCAUAAUUCUGUUGAUACAAGCAAAAUCAGACAGGAUGUUAAAAAGAUAUUAGCUGAUAAGAAGAAAUUGGAUAAAGCAUUACUGAAAUCCACUAUUGCAUCACUACCUGCAGCUCCAUUGGCUGUUUUCAUUGCAGAAUAUGCCAUGAUGGCAGGGCACCAAAUUGAUCAAGACGUUGAAAAGCAAUUUAGUGGUCAUGCCAAGAGUGCUUUGCUCGCACUAAUCCAAUAUUCUCGAAAUAGCUUUUUAUAUUUCGCGAAUUUGUUAAAUGGUGCAUUAAAGGGUCCCGGCAUUCGAGAUCAAGACUUAAUCCGUCUGGUUGUUUCUCGAUCUGAAAUUGAUCUUGCUUCUAUCUCCGAAGUUUAUGCAAAUUCGUAUAAGAAGCAACUAGUAGAUGAGAUCAGUGCUGCAUGCGAGGGUUCAUAUCGUGACUGCCUAAUUGCCAUUGUCAAUGGUAAUAUGCAACAAAUUAUCGUAAAUUAA